Messenger RNA from Nymphaea colorata (pocket water lily), 829 nucleotides. Its product is annotated as L-type lectin-domain containing receptor kinase SIT2-like. Gene Ontology annotation, cellular component: plasma membrane. Gene Ontology annotation, biological process: protein phosphorylation. NCBI's taxonomy places the organism in Eukaryota, Viridiplantae, Streptophyta, Magnoliopsida, Nymphaeales, Nymphaeaceae. The record is from RefSeq and is a predicted model, not a curated record. The transcript has a single exon. Bases 223 to 801 code for a protein of 192 amino acids. Gene Ontology annotation, molecular function: ATP binding; protein kinase activity.
AAGGAUGAAUUGGGCAAAGGAAGUUUCGACGGUGUCUACAAAGGUGUGAUGCCAGGCACCGGAUUGGAAGUUGCAGUCAAGAAAGUAUCGCCUGAGUCAAAACAAGGAAUGAGGGAGUUUGUUGCAGAUGUGUCGAGCUUGGGGAGGAUGAGACACAUAAACUUGGUCCAAUUGCAUGGUUGGUGUAGAUGAGGAGACGACCUGCUCUUGGUUUAUGAAUUCAUGCCAAAUGGGAGCCUAGACAGUUUGCUUUUUGAUGUGAAAGCAGGAAUCCUCAGUUGGGAACAGAGGUUCAAUAUUCUGAAGGGAAUUGCUUCCAGCCUGCUGUAUCUUCAUGAAGAAUGGGAGCAAGUGGUUGUGCACAGGGAUGUGAAAGCAAGUCAUGUGUUGUUGGAUGGUGAUCUAAAUGGCAGGUUGAGUGAUUUUGGGCUUGCCAUACUCUAUGAGCAUGGGACCAACCCAAAGACAACCCACAUCAUUGGGAGUUUCGGGUACAUGGCGCUGGAGCUCUCCCACAUCUACAAGUCCAAGAGUUCGGAUGUGUAUUCUUAUGGUGCCUUACUCCUAAAGGUGGCCUGUGGAAGGAGGCCUUUUGAGCCCAGGAAGCCCUCUGAGGAGAUUAUUCUGGUGGAGUUAGUUGACUAUUUGUGGCAAGGUGGACAAACACUGGACGCUAUGGACAAGAAGCUUGAGAAUUGCUAUGUGGUGGAGGAAGGAGAGCUUGUGCUGAAGCUUGGCGUGCUCUGCUCACAGACUGCGCCUGAAUAUCUAAUGGCAAUGCCUCGGUGCAAGAAUAUCUAAAUUACAAGGAUUCAGUACUUCAAGAUGA